This is a messenger RNA of Lates calcarifer (barramundi perch), 2082 nucleotides long. RefSeq names its product cyclic nucleotide gated channel subunit alpha 1a (gene cnga1a). Gene Ontology annotation, molecular function: intracellularly cGMP-activated cation channel activity; protein-containing complex binding; cGMP binding. The record is from RefSeq and is a predicted model, not a curated record. Gene Ontology annotation, cellular component: plasma membrane; intracellular cyclic nucleotide activated cation channel complex. Bases 1 to 2031 code for a protein of 676 amino acids. NCBI's taxonomy places the organism in Eukaryota, Metazoa, Chordata, Actinopteri, Centropomidae. The transcript has 8 exons. Gene Ontology annotation, biological process: potassium ion transport; monoatomic cation transmembrane transport.
AUGACCUCUUCAACCAUCCUUCCCCACCUCACUGUGCUUCCUCACACUGCACAGCCAACAGCCACAGACAGUGAGGAGCACAGCGAGGAUGACCUACGAGCGCCUCAAUCAAAUCCUCACCGUCUCCUCAACAUGAAUAACAGUAACAACAAUGAAGAGAAAAGAAAAAAGGAAAAAGCAGAAGAAAGAGACAAGGAGGCAAAGGAGAAGGAAGAAAAAGAGGCAAAAGAAAAAGAGAAGGAAAAGGAGAAAGAGAAAGAAAAGGAAAAAGAGAAAGCAAAGGAGAAAGAAAAAGACAAGGAAAAGGAAAAGCCUAAAGAAUUGUUCGUCAUUAAUCCUGCUGGGAAUUUGUAUUACAACUGGCUGUUCAUCAUCACACUGCCUGUCAUGUACAACUGGACCAUGAUCAUAGCCAGGGCUUGCUUUGAGGAGCUGCAGCACAACUACAUCGUUUACUGGAUGAUUUUGGACUACAUAUCAGACAUAGUGUACCUGGCUGAUAUGCUUGUCAGGACCAGAACAGGUUACCUUGAGCAAGGUCUGUUGGUGAAAGAUGAGAAGCUGCUCCGGGAGCGUUACAUCAGCAGCUUCCAGUUUCGUCUCGAUUUCAUCUCCAUGCUGCCCACAGACAUCUUCUACUUCGUCCUUGGCCUCGACUACCCAGAAAUCCGCAUUAACAAGCUGCUGAGAAUUGGCCGCAUGCUGGAGUUCUUCACCAGGACAGAGACUAAAACCAACUACCCCAACAUCUUCCGUAUUGCAAACCUGAUCAUGUACAUCCUCAUUAUCAUCCACUGGAAUGCCUGUUUCUACUUCUCCUUCUCAAAGUCUAUCGGUUUUGGGGCUGAUGACUGGGUUUACCCAGCUCUGGAUGAUCCAGAUGAGCCUGACUUUGGGCUUCCCAUGAGGAAGUAUUCCUUCAGCCUCUACUGGUCCACACUGACCCUGACCACCAUCGGAGAAACACCACCACCGGCCCUGGAUUCAGAGUUUUUCUUCCAUGUAGUUGACUUCUUGGUUGGAGUCUUGAUCUUUGCCACAAUUGUAGGAAACAUCGCCACUAUGAUCUCCAAUAUGAAUGCUGCUCAAGCCCAGUUUCAGGCCCGAAUUGACAACAUCAAGCAGUACAUGCAGGUUCGAAAAGUCAGCAAGGAACUUGAGUUGCGAGUCAUUAAGUGGUUUGACUAUUUGUGGAAUAACGGCAAAGCGCAGGAUGAGAGAGAGGUGCUGAGGUAUCUCCCAGACAAGCUGAAGGCUGAAAUCGCCAUCCAGGUCCACAUGGACACUCUAAAAAAGGUUCGUAUUUUUGCAGAUUGUGAGGCAGGCCUCCUGAUUGAACUGGUGCUCAAGCUUCGGCCUCAAGUCUUCAGCCCCGGAGACUAUAUCUGCAAGAAGGGUGACAUUGGUCGAGAGAUGUAUAUUAUCAAAGAUGGGAAUCUUGCAGUUGUUGCUGAUGAUGGUGUAACGCAGUUUGUCGUGCUGAGCAGUGGCAGCUAUUUUGGUGAGAUCAGUAUCCUCAAUAUUAAAGGCAGCAAAGCAGGGAACAGGCGAACUGCCAACAUCCGCAGCAUUGGAUAUUCAGACCUCUUCUGCCUGUCCAAGGAUGACCUGAUGGAGUCACUGACGGAGUAUCCAGAUGCUAAAAGCAUGUUAGAGGAGAAAGGCCGACAGAUCCUGAUGAAAGAUGGUCUGAUAGAGUUGGACCCGUCUAAAAUCUUGCCUGAGACACAGGAGCUGGAGGAGAAGGUCAACAAGUUGUAUAAUACAACAGAGCUGAUGCAGGGCAAGCUGAAAAAGAUACUGGGAAAUUACAAGAAUGCUGACAAGGCUCUGAGACGGCGCAUCGCAGAUCUGGAGCAGCUGACAGGAGAGGAGGUAGAGGAAGAGGAAGAGGAAGAAGAGGAGGUGAAAAAGGAAGUGAAAGAGGUGGAAGGGGAGAAAAAGGAAGAAGAGGAAAAGGGCGAGGAGACAAAGGAAGAUGCAGGGGAGGGUGAAGAGGAAAAAACAGAGGAAGCGAAAGAUGCAGAAUGAAAGGAAACUACAGGGGAAGAGAAAAAAUAAGCCCUUAGCUCCUGUAACAAA